CAGUGUUAUUAGUCUGCCAAAAGUAUAUUUUAAUAAAUAUUCUUCAUAAUCUCCCAUAAAUUAACUUAAAUUUUGUGAUAAAACAAAUACAACUUUUUUAAAGUUUUCAUUUAAGCUUAACAUUAUUAGUGCAGUAAUUUCUUUUAAAGAAAUCAAAAAAGUAAAACAAACAAGUGGUGCCUUUAUUAAAGCUUGGCCUAAAAUAAAGCAAGUAAUUAAAAUUCUAAAUGUUAAAAUAAAAACUUACAAAUCCAGAAAUCUCGUUAAAAAGAAAAAGUUGCAGCAGACUUUUAAUUGUAGAGGCACGAUAAAUUAUAAUAAAAAUUCAUACUAAAAAGCCUUGCAUGUAAUAUUGUUCUAAAUAAAAAAAAAACACAUAAUAAUUGAAUAAAAUUCGUAAACACGACUAUAUGACGAAGUUCUCGUUUUUUUUUUUAACCUAGAAAAAUUCUUUAAAAUAAAGUAUAAUCUUAGGUAUUAGCUUAUUUUGAGAUAUAAAUAAGUACCUAAAGCCUACACAUCCUGUGCAGUGAAAAUAACAAUACAUCCAUGUUAAAUAAAUUUUAAAGUUAAUGAUUAAAUUUCCCUUAAUAGUUUUACAAUUUCUUAUUUAUACGUGUAUGCAUUUGUAAUUAGUGAAAGUGAAAAUCAUCAUUUAAAAUCCAAAUCUGAAAUGCAAUAAAUUUGAAAUAGAUUUAUUUCGACCCAUCAAAAUAAGCGUAAGAAGAAAAGAGAUAGAAAAAUUGUUGCGGCAUAUACUCGUAUAAUAACAGCCACACUGACUGGCCACUGACAUCAUCAUCUUUAUCACUGGAUUUUCAAAAUGACCACAGAUCUGCUUUUUCCUAAAAUUGCGGAUUGUUCAUACGUUUCAUGUUAUUGCGAAGAAAAUGUUUGGAAACUUUGCGAACAAGUUAAGAAAACCCGUAUCGACGAACUUUCUAAAUGUUAUGCUGUGUUUGUAUCAAAUGAGGGUCGCACCGUGCCCUUAUGGCGCCAAAAGGCGGGACGUGGAGAUGACCAAGUUGUGAUAUGGGACUAUCAUGUAUUUUUUAUGCACAAUCCUUCCCCAAAUAGAUGUCUGGUAUUCGAUUUAGAUACGACCCUUCCUUUUCCAACAUAUUUUCAUAAAUAUGUUACAGAAACAUUUCGUUCCGAUUUAGCUUUAAGGCAAGAACAUCACAGAUUCUUUCGUGUAAUACCUGCUGAAACAUAUCUUGCUGAAUUCUCAUCAGAUCGAAGGCAUAUGAGAAGGCCAGAUGGUAGCUGGAUAAAACCUCCACCCUCGUAUCCGCCCAUACAAUCAUGUAGUAAUACCCACACUUUGGGUGAUUUCAUUUGUAUGAGUCCCGGCAAAGGACCUGGCUCGGUCUAUAGCCUUUCAGAGUUUGUUCAAAACUUCUAUAAAUCUCCAAAUGUUGUGGCGCAACAAAAUAAUAAAUAAUAUCAUCCAAUAGAUAUUUUAAAAGUGUGACUAUUAGUUAAAUUUAAUUGAAAAUUUUCAUUUAAGAACUUUAAUACUGCAUUAAAAAAUUACCAACAAUAUUAAGACUACCGCACUUUACAGUUAAAGAAUAAUAAAACUAAAACAGCAUCAGCAAAAAACGAAUAUGUAUGUGAAUAAAAGAUUAUUUUUUGUUCUA
Messenger RNA from Lucilia sericata (common green bottle fly), 1643 nucleotides. RefSeq names its product protein N-terminal glutamine amidohydrolase (gene tun). Gene Ontology annotation, cellular component: nucleus; cytosol. NCBI's taxonomy places the organism in Eukaryota, Metazoa, Arthropoda, Insecta, Diptera, Calliphoridae. Bases 824 to 1444 code for a protein of 206 amino acids. Gene Ontology annotation, molecular function: protein-N-terminal glutamine amidohydrolase activity; protein-N-terminal asparagine amidohydrolase activity. The record is from RefSeq and is a predicted model, not a curated record. The transcript is spliced from 6 exons.